This is a messenger RNA of Letharia columbiana, 738 nucleotides long. RefSeq lists its product as uncharacterized. The transcript is spliced from 2 exons. The record is from RefSeq and is a predicted model, not a curated record. NCBI's taxonomy places the organism in Eukaryota, Fungi, Ascomycota, Lecanoromycetes, Lecanorales, Parmeliaceae. Bases 1 to 738 code for a protein of 245 amino acids.
AUGGACAUUCUGUCACCGUCGGACGGCCCGAAUGCAAAAUUCGUCGCGACCAACACGCAGUUUCCGACAUUCUUAGGAACCAUCCACGGAAUCUCCAUCGUCGAUCUCCUGAUCUGCCGUCCCAACGAACAGGGUACCCAGUCCAUCGAGGCUGUGACAAUCUUCACCACAGAUGAAAGUGACAACAACCAUAUGCUGUGGACUCUGAAGCACUACCUCGGCUUCAUCCUUCAUGGCCGCAGAAGGAACAACGCCUGUGUGUUCAAGAGGCAGAGAGAAACGAACAACCGGCCGGGGCAAGAGGAGGAGGCGCUCAAAGACCGGACCUUGGCCGCAGGGAGCACGGCUGAGCAGGCAAUCUCCCAAAGACAGCAUGACGUUGUCGGAGACCGGCUUGAGGGUGCGGUCGGAGAUCUCCGACAAGUGAGACCAGAGAGGCAAGACGCCAUCGGUGCUCGGGGGCUUUUGCGCACCGGACUCCAAGCCGAGAGGGCUGAAACCGAAGAGCUCGAGGCCGUCGUCGUAGGACCGUGUACAUCUACAGCCUCGUCAGUUCUUUGCCGAAUACAAAGUCCCAGGCCAGCAGCGAUAUGUGCGCUCGCUCCAGACACAGCCGUUGAUGGGGAAGAGGAGGACGGGAAAGGGAAGGAGGUCGAAGUCAAAUCUCACGAUUCAAAACGGGUUCUGCGCAGACUAUAUUCACGUAUCUAUCGCCAUCUAAGAUCCUGCGCAAUUUGA